AUGGCGGAUAUGAUCUUGGUUGGAGAUUUAACAUCAACAAGAAAAGUCAAGGACAUUUUCGAGUGUGUCUUCCAUUGCCUGGAGCAUGGUCCAUCCGCUUAUCUUUCGUUUAAUAUUGCUAAAACUUCUCACGAUGGGUUCUAUAGUUGUGCUUUGAGUGACUCGGAAAGGUGUCUGGAUCCACAAAGAAUGCAAGGAAAUCCUAGCUUUGAUUAUUUCGGCACGUCUGCUGAGGUAAGUUUUUGACAUCUGCCUCUAUAGCUCACUAUGAAAACACUGAAAAUGAGAUUAACAAUCCAGGGAAUCGACAUAAAUCAGCAUAACUCCUAAACAAUUACAAUAUAGUGACUGUACUAGGCUAAAACUUCGGAGAGUAAAUCCCACCAUUCUAGGCCAUGGAGGAACUCUAAAAAGUGUCUUAGUUUAUCCCUCCUCUGGCAACUGACUCGUAAACUUAACGCGAAACAGAUCUUAAAAGGAGGACAUACCUCAUUGAUAGCUGAACCUUCCAGAACAACAGUUGUUAUGCAACUUAUUUUGAAACCUUUUGUUCAAGGCCCAUAACUUAUUCUAAAGCAACUACCCUGUAUUACCAUUGCCUCACCUCUGCACGCGUAUUUCGCCUUUUGAAAGUAAGAAACAUAUAAAAUUGAACCUACUAAUCCCAGCUAAAGUCUGCUAGCUGAGACGAUCGGAAGAUCAUACCGCUUUCCCCAAGCCUUUGCAUUAUGGAUGGGAAAAUAAGCCUAGACCAACUUGCAGCUGCUCAAAACUGCAUGAUCACAGAGCUUAUUCCAGAACUUAUCGGGUCUUUGCAUCCAAAUUAGUACCAAAUAUAUCUUUUGGUUUUGAAGUGACUCCUCUCUAAUCUGAUUAGAAUUUAGUUUAUUUCAAGCCUAUCUACAUGUAACAACAGCCCAUGUAGUAAUGGAGGGACUUGCACUCUUGGUUCACGAUUGGAUGAAUUUUCCUGUCAGUGUCUCCCAGAAGUUAUAGCGCUGCCAUUUAUUGACGAUAAGUGUAACGUUGGUAAGUGUAGUGCAAGUUGCUUUGCCUAAAUUUCUUUGGCUUAACGAGGAAGAAAGCUUACGGGAUACUGGAUAUCUAAUUAACGAAUUAUCACCUUACUAAUCAUACGUAAUAGGUUUAAAACGCUAUUGCCAUCCCAACAUCACGCAAAGGUAAUGAUAUAAUGUGACAUAUUCCUUAAAGUUUAAUAUAAGGGCUUUUUGUCUUUUGCCUACUAUCUAUGGUAAUAUACUGAGAACUCAUACAUGUACAUAAGAGAACUUUUCUAUUUGAUCGUUAGCCCCUCUUUCCCAUUCAUUCAUAAAUUUUUUAAUUCUUUGAAAAAAAAAGGAGAAAAAAACCAUAAAAACAGAGGCGAAAUUGUAACAAUGAUUUCUCACGCUUAAAUAUUCGAUGCUAUGGGUAAUUUCUUUUAUUUAGAUACGAACAUCAUGGGAAAGACGCUUCCUACAGAGCGAGUAUUUCAAACCUACGCUGGAAGAUACAGACUGACCUUUUACGACGCAAAGCGUCUGUGUGCUUUACACGGAGCUAUGUUGGCCACAUACAGUCAGCUGCACAAAGCUUGGCAGGCUGGUCUUGAAAGAUGCGCGUAG
Molecule: messenger RNA, 1625 nt
Organism: Pocillopora meandrina
Lineage: Eukaryota; Metazoa; Cnidaria; Anthozoa; Scleractinia; Pocilloporidae
Source: the annotation of a GenBank genome assembly